Molecule: messenger RNA, 1995 nt
Organism: Podospora pseudocomata
Lineage: Eukaryota; Fungi; Ascomycota; Sordariomycetes; Sordariales; Podosporaceae
Exons: 2
Coding region: 1-1995 (664 amino acids)
Source: RefSeq, a predicted model, not a curated record
AUGUUAUCAGGAGGAAUCCCGGUUGAGACCAUGAUCUUCUAUAAACCGUCAAUCGUUUUGACCGCAGUGCUCUGCGCCGACCUUGCCGGAGCUCAGGACUAUGUCGGCCCAAACUUCGAAAGAUGUCGAAAACGAGUCACCAGCAUCUUGGAGGGAAAGGAGGAAUGGAACGGCAUCAACAACGUGACCGUAGAGCAGUACAUAUACCGUGGUGCCGUUCGGGGGAUGAACUCCGAGUAUGAGCAAACUUCCAGAGAUAAGUUCAUCACCAUCACCACCGAGGGUUGCAAGGUGCUCUGUGAGAGCCCUGUCGACUUUUAUUGGCACUCGGAUAUCACGACCACCCUCAGCAUCAUUUCCAACUGGAUAUUGCCUAUCAUGGCCUUGCUUUCCGCUCUUCCAUACGAUUCCUUGCACCGCAGGACGGCCGGGGCACCGUGGUGGCAGACCAGGAUCAUGGGGACCCUUCGCGCCCUGCUUAACUGGCUCGGGUCUCCCGAGACCGCCCUUACAAACACAUUAUUCAACAUCCAUCAGAUGCACGAAUGUUUAGCUGAAACCAAGUCAUCAGGCCAAGGCAUUUCGGGCAACAGCAACCUGCGGUCACUCAAGAUGGAUGCCUAUUACGUGCUCAGUUGCAUAGGCCAGUUCAACAUGCCCGAUUUAAGCAGUGACGAGUUUUUGGAGCCCCUCGUCUACGCCUUAUUUAGGGGCUUUGUACACUUGAAUGCUGGAGAGGCAGCCGCUCAUGCCCAAUCCACGACGUACCCGCCAGCCGGCACUACACCAGAUCAAAGGGAACGGUCGGAGCAAGCGAAGGUGUGGACGAGAGAACUUCUUCAAGAAAUGGCGUUUCAACUCAGGAUGCUCCGUCGUCGAGGAAUCUACCCAUCACUUGUCAAUGUGUUCCUCUUCUGCGUCGCCUACGCCAUGGCCGUCGUCCUGGCUUUUAGCGAUGUUGGCGAAAGAACCACAGCUCACGCUUUGGCUCUAGGUAUCCUAGUCAGCUGGCUGCCGCUGCUUGUCUUAUUUUCCAUUCUGGACCGGAAUCCCAUGUCGGCCGAUCGGAGCAGGAAGUUGAUGUCUCGAUGGCUGUGGAACGCCGACGCAAUCCGUCGGUGGGAGAAAGGUUCGGGAAUCCCUGCUUCCCAGACUCCGCCGCCAGUCAUGCCGGCGGGAGGUCCGCCUGCGUCACCGGACUGGUGGACAUGGAACAAAGAAGAGAAUUUGCGCGCGUUGCAGUUACCGCCCGGUCAAACGCCUCUAUUUGGUCCCUUUCAGCAGCCGGUAAGAUUCGACCCCUUCAUUGGAGAGUUUGUUGGCCAAGGAAGACAAAUGGGCUACCAUGGUCUGGCUUUUUCUGUUGUGCACAGUGUCUAUGACAGCCACGGAACCGAUCGACGGAUGAGGUCCAUUCAGGAAAUCGUGGAACAUACGCGUGUCAGGCUCGAUGGACCGCGGCCCUGGGCGUGGUGGAGGAUGGCAAUCAUUUCACUGACGAUAGUUUGGCUCUUUGCCGGAAUGGCAUUUAUGAUCUCAUACAACACUCCUACUGUCGGUUUCGCUUGUCGGUCUGGGUCCUACACAGUGUACGGCCUUCUUACCUUCGGUUCCUGGUUGUUGUCAUUGCUGCCUUGUUACAAACACCCUGAUAAUUGGAUGAGAGCCGUGGCCCAUGCCUUCAAUGGACUGGCGCUUCUCACCCUCAUACUCAUCAUCUUCGCCUCCUUCAGCGGUAUUUUCAACAACUGCAUAUGCAAGGGAGGGCUGGCUGGAUACUUGGACUUUGAGAGUGCAGAGUUCUACCGGAACCCAAACCAUUUCAACGUCUAUAAAUGGUGGAUGGCCGGUGCUAUUGUGGGUGCUUUGCCCAUAACCUUCAGCUUGCUUAGGGCAGCUUGGUUGUUGAUUCAACUGAAGCCUCUGUGGCAGGCUUCGGAGCAACACAACCCACAUGUGCGCAACCCCGGAGUUGAUAUGAUCUGGUUAAUUUAG